UCUUUCACUCAGCUUCACUCCAUCAUGACCAUAGCACCUCUCCUGCUACAACGUGUUGCCCUGGUGCUACUUGGGCAUGUGCAUGGAGCCACACUAAGAAAUGAAGACAAAUGGAAGCCACUAAAUAACCCCAGAAACAGAGACUUGUUUUUCAGAAGCCUUCAGGCACAUUUUAAGGGCAGAGGUCUUGAUCUUGGAACGUUUCCAAAUCCUUUCCCCAUGAAUGAGAGCCCCAGACCCCUCUCUUUCAGAUCAGAAUUUCUUGCUUGUGCAUUUGCAGAUUAUGAAGAGCAGAAAAACUCCUUUCACAGUUAUCUCAAAGGCUGA
This is a messenger RNA of Saimiri boliviensis boliviensis (Bolivian squirrel monkey), 327 nucleotides long. RefSeq lists its product as uncharacterized. NCBI's taxonomy places the organism in Eukaryota, Metazoa, Chordata, Mammalia, Primates, Cebidae. The record is from RefSeq and is a predicted model, not a curated record.